AGCUUGGCUCAAAGGGAGGGCAACGAAGAGCGCCGGCGCCGGCACGGAUUCUCACCGCAGACGAUGCAUCCCGAUGGCGCAGUGGUCGAGCUCUCAAUCACGCUGCUGGACAAGUGCAAAAGCAAGACCAGGACAGGCAAGAGCUCCUUACACGAAUCGGUUUGGAAGCUUGGGCGGGAUGUGGGCAUGUACGAGCUGACGACCAGUACACUCUCCAACUGUGGAUAUAUCUUCGCCUUCGGCGGGAAGCGCUGGAAGAGCAAUGAGCAUCCCAAUCUCACCUUGGCCCAAGCAGGAGUCACGAAGAGCGGAGACCUCGUGGAGUACUCCGGCGACUUCGAUCCCAUCGCACCGCCCGUGCCGGGCGCCGUGCCGAGCGCCGGCCCGGGCGCGCCGGGAUCCAUCGAAGUGAAAGUGACACUGCAGGAUAUCACCAAGAGCGUCACUCGGAUCCAGAGGACUUCUCCCGAGAAGUGCGUUUGGAGCUUCGGCGAGGAGGUUGGAAUGACCGGCCUCAAGACCUCAGCACUGUCCCAUGGUCAGUACGCCUUCCGCUUCAAAGGACAGCAGUGGUGCAGUGUGAAGCAUCCCACCGUGACCCUCGCCCAGCUCGGCGUGGCCCACGGCGACGCCGUCGAGUUCCUCGCCGACCUCGAAGCGGCGGCGCCAAGCCGCGGUGGUACGGGUGGGGCGAGCCGCGUGGAACUGCAGGUGACGCUGGCGGAUAAGUUUAAGAGUUGGACCGAGACACGUCAAGCCUCCUUGGAUCAAUGUGUUUGGCGCUUCGGAGAGGAUGCCGGCAUGAGAAAGCUGACCACAGGGCCACUGUCCAACUAUGGUUUCGUCUUCCAUCAUGGAGGCAAAGAAUGGAGAAGUAACCAACAUCCAAAGCUCACCCUGGCUGAAGCAGGAGUCGUUGGUGGAGAGGCGGUCGAAUUCGGUGGCGACUUUGAGCCAGUUGCCGCAUUCGUCGCACCCAGCCCUUUGGUCGAGCUCCAUGUAACACUUUUGGACCGGAGCAAGAGUUCAACGGCCAUCGGCAAGACUUGCUUGGAGAAGUGUGUUUGGAGAUUUGGCAUGGAGGUCGGCAUGCAGAAACUCACGACCUCAACACUUUCGAACAAUGGAUAUCUCUUCCGCUUCGGUGGGAAACAAUGGAGAAGCAAUCAGGACCCCAAUCUGACACUGGCUGAAGCUGGAGUCUGUAAAGAGGGCGAAAUGGUGGAAUUCUUGGGAGACUUUGAGCCCGUCGCAAAACCCUGAGCCACCAAACUCCUACUAGCCAAAAAUUCAUGAGAUGUCAGGCAGAGGCCGACCCCCUGGGGGGGCUCUCAUCGAAAGUCCUGUUUUCCUCAUUCGAUGCCCAAUUCAUCCUGCGUGGCGCGCGCUGACCAGCUACGUGGCACGGGGAAGAAAGAACCAUUUCCAUCCAUUUCCGCCCCACCAAGCGGUGCAAAGCCGUGAAAGUCUGCACGGAUUGCGCCAACAGCAUGGGGCUGGCUGUACAGUGUGCACAGCUCUGAAAGCCUUGAGCUGUGGAGCGUGAAAGAGAACGCGAACCAAAACGCGGUCCGCAUUUUUUUUUGGUUCUGAAUGCACAGCAACACCCCACAAGCACCAUCAAGC
Messenger RNA from Durusdinium trenchii, 1626 nucleotides. The record is from the annotation of a GenBank genome assembly. NCBI's taxonomy places the organism in Eukaryota, Dinophyceae, Suessiales, Symbiodiniaceae.